Messenger RNA from Haliotis rufescens (red abalone), 2457 nucleotides. RefSeq lists its product as uncharacterized. The transcript is spliced from 5 exons. NCBI's taxonomy places the organism in Eukaryota, Metazoa, Mollusca, Gastropoda, Lepetellida, Haliotidae. The coding region runs from base 143 to 1024 and encodes 293 amino acids. The record is from RefSeq and is a predicted model, not a curated record.
UUCAAAUUCAUAGAAUAACCGAAAUGUUGUAACAUAACGAAUAUUGUAUUUUAACACAUUUAUAUUUUUUCAGAUUGCCGAGGACUUCUUACCCGAAGGCUUCGUCCGUGGCGACAUAAUUCACAAGGAUGAGAGGCAUAUCAUGCUUGCUACUGACCGGCAAUUACAGCACCUAAGUAGGAGUGGUCAAUGGUUUAUGGACGGAACGUUUAAGAUUGUCAAACGUCCGUUCCAUCAACUGCUGACCAUUCAUGCUUUUGUGUGUGCCGGCAGUAACUUCAAGUUGAUGCCUCUUGUGUUUGUAAUUAUGUCAAGGCGUCGAACAUCGGACUACGUCAAAGUCUUGAAGAAGCUUUUAGAUCUACUCCCCAACGAUCCUCAAGUCAAGACGAUAAUACUGGACUUUGAACAGGCUGCGUGGAAAGCUAUUAGCAAGACCCUACCAGAAGCCUGCAUCCGUGGAUGCCUGUUCCACCUGACUCAGGCAGUCUGGCGGAAAUGUCAAGAAAUUGGAUUGCAGGUAGCCUACAUGGAGGAUGAUGCCAUCCACAAGUUUGUCCGAAAAAUCAUGGCACUCCCCUUUCUACCGGCCGCUGACAUCACGAGGAUGUUUUUGAAGAUAACCGAGCGUGUCCCGGCCACUGGCAAACUGCGUGACCUCAUCAACUAUUUUCAAGCCCAGUGGAUUGCUCAUCCCACCUUCUCUCCCCGAUCCUGGUCUGUGUUCAAUGUAGCUGUCAGGACAAACAACUUUGUGGAAGGUUGGCACAGACGCAUCAACAACAAGGUGGGUGAGCAGUCCCUGGGGAUCUACAGGUUGAUCCCAGAGCUGUUCCGAGAGGCCAGUCUGUUGCCUUUACAGUCGCGACUGAUUCAGGAGGGACGACUCAGGGCGUAUGUUCGGAAAUCUUCAACAUCUCGUCAAGAGGAGAUCUUCGACGUAUGGCGGAGAUACAAGGAUGGGGAUCUCUCCCUGAGACAAGUACUUUCACAAUGUUCUGUUGUGCAUGGACCGAUUUUGUGAAGAGGAUGAUGAUGAUGAUGAUGAAGAUAGACAUGUAUAUAUGAACAUAUUUACUGAGAAGAGGAAAUACAAUGUAAAUCACCAAUGAAAUACUAUAUUAACUUAUAUCUCUGAAAAGAGGAAAUGUUAAUACAUCACUAAUAAAAUCCCAUGUAAAUAAACACUAUAUAUUACUACAAAAAUCGUUGUUAUCGUUAUUAAAAAUAGAGGUGCCGUUUUCGCCCGACUCAUAGUAGCCGUUUUCGCCAAAUGCGGUGCCGUUUUCGCCAGAGAAAUCGGUGACGUUUUGCUGAGGUGCCGUUUUAGCCUGCACCCCUCAUGCUGAUGUAGUGUCUUUUCCCAGCAAGCCAUUUUCAACAUUUAUACUUCAUUUCCCAGAAAAUAACGAGAGUCACCAUGGAGAUGUGUUGCUCCAUCUGAAGUGUCUCAGCUGUUUGUAGACUCCUUGGGGGGAAUAUUCAAGACUGGCUAUUCUCUGGCAUUGACAUUUUAUAUUAACUGUUGGUCAUGAAGCAGUAGGAUCACCAGUGCAGUUUCUGAUUUGCAUGUACAAUGUAUCCUGUGUUCAACAAAGUGUUCAAUUCCAUUCAGGAUGGACAAUAAAACACUUCAAAAGUACAGAAGAUGGGGCUGUGAGUGGCAGUGGUGAGUGUUGUCUAGGACGGGCUAUCAGAGGAGUUAUGGGGGUGUCAAAUAUGGCCAGGUUAAUGUUAAAUUAACCGCAAAUGGCAAAUGGAGAGCUGUUCAUGUUCACGAGAUAGUCUACAUGAUAGCUACCAGCCAAUUCAGUUCAGGUGCAAUGUACCUGUGGAAACACCUGUGGGGUGGGGGGCACCUGUUACUGGAGACCCACCCCAUGAAGCUCACCCCAUGAAGGUCCUGCAUGGACAGUGGUGGGGUGCCAAGAUGCUUGGUGACCCUCAGACUGUGACAAGGCUUGUUUUUAUUUGAUGGCUAACAGAUGUCUGACUAACUGAGAAGUGGGAAUACAAACAAGAUUAUGAUAUUUGUCAUGACAUCAUUUGGGUGAGUUGGUGAAGUAGACAGAAAAUGAUGAUAAUUUGACUUAGGCUGCAGGAUGUGUCUAUGUUUGCAGGUCAUGUAAACAUGCAUUUAACUUUUGUCAGGAAGUUUCUUCUUUUUAUCUGGUGUUAUCAGUGACCAAAGAUUAUAUACAUUAUUCAUGACAAAAGCAAAGACCGGUAAAUGACGAUACAAGUGUACUUAUAUUAUGUUUUCGGUUUGUGGCUUCUGACUUUGGCCUGGAGAUGUUUAAUUGUGUUACUAUGGUUACAUGAAGUGGGAGAUCUGUAAACCAACAAACUAAAGUGUUGCCAAAUCUUCAUGUAAGUGUGUUACCUUCGUUAUGUUACAGUUUUUUAUGAUUUCACCCACAUUAGUGUAGAACCAAUAAAGUGUGUCUCAAACAUGAA